Messenger RNA from Medioppia subpectinata, 722 nucleotides. The record is from the annotation of a GenBank genome assembly. NCBI's taxonomy places the organism in Eukaryota, Metazoa, Arthropoda, Arachnida, Sarcoptiformes, Oppiidae.
GGCAUCUCUACCCCCGUCUACCAUUGCUUAUGCAAAUGCUAUGAAAGACGCAACCGUUCAUCUCGAGAAAGGCCUCGUAUGCGCCCCAAUCGGUGCCUUGACUUCAUUAACAUCGGGCAACUCUAAUACGGGUGUCACAUCUCCGCCGAUCAAUGACCAAGGUCCCAUUAUUGAUUGUGUCUUGACGCCGUGGUCUCAAUGGACUCCGUGUUCGCGUUCGUGUGGAAGCGCUCGCAAAGAAAGGAGACGUGAAAUCAAACUUAACGCACAAAACGGCGGCAAAGCGUGUCCUAAAAGACUGGUUCAAAGAAGGAAAUGCAAAGAUAAUCCCGAUUGUGACCAGUUACCAGUCGAUUGUAAAAUGGGUUCGUGGGGUGAGUGGUCUACCUGUUCAAAGACAUGCGACGGACAGGGCUUCAGAUUUCGUCAAAGAAGUAUUUCUGUCAACGCUUCCAACGGAGGCAUCGCUUGCGGACCGCAAUUCAAUCGAGAAAUCUGUGAAAACUUUAGACCUUGUUAUUAAUGUGUCACCAAAAUGACCCCGAUUAUUGUUUUCAUUAUGUCUAAUGAAUAAAUGUCUGAUAAGUCUUCCUCUAUUUAUUGUCGUAAAUACAACACAAUUGAAGCCUUAAUUGAAGUAAUCAUUUGGUCUACUGUUGGAAGCAAUCAAUUCAAAUAAAGUCAUUCUUUUGUAGACUAUUUCUACAUAUUAUAUACAAAAA